AUGGCCACAGUGCAGCUCUAUGUCUAUGACCUAAGCCGAGGGAUGGCUGCUCAGCUUUCACAGCAGCUGACUGGACGGCACACAUCUAUUGUAUUUCACGGAAAGGAAUGGUAUUAUGGAGCAGGAAUACACAAUGCUCCUCCCGGAAGAACCCACCUCGGACCUCCUCUUCGAAUCCUUGACCUUGGCAUCUCCGAAAUAGAUGAGGAGACCUUUAUGGAGUACAUCAGCGAAAUGCGCUCCGUUUACACGCCCGAUGCAUAUCAUCUCCUGGAUUUCAACUGCAACUCAUUCACCAAUGAUUGCGCUGGGUUUUUAACUGGUGGUUCAAUACCCGAUUAUAUCAGAGAUUUGCCGACCGAUUUCCUCAGUACACCGUUUGGCCAGGCACUUCGUCCAACUAUCGACCAGAUGUAUCGACGCGGGGGACCAGGUCAGCCACCGGUCCAGCCCGCGAACGAUAUCGCUUCCCAAAUAACUCGCAGCGUUGCGACCAACGCACUUGGGCCUACCAUCUCGAGCAAAGAGACUGCGACGCUCGCAUCUCCAAUUCAGAUCUGUACCAAUAAUGCAUCGUUUGAUAUACUUAUGCAGCGUCACAAGGCAGUAAUAGCCUUCUUCACGUCACAGACUUGCGCUCCCUGCAAGAUGGUCGAGCCAGUAUUCGAAGAACUUGCGCAUGCGAAGGCAUCACCCGAUGUCGCUUUCGUCAAAGUGGACAUGUCUGUUGGGCUGGGCUCUCAAGUUGGUCAAGCCCACAAUGUACGCGCAACCCCAACUUUCCUCUUUUUUCUCGAUGGGAAAAAGAAACACGAACUAAAAGGGGCCAACGCACCUGAACUACGUUCUCAAGUUAACUUAUUGAUAUAUGACGCUUUUCCUCCACACCCUCACUCCAAGCUCACCCUCCGAGAGCUACGAGCGACGUCUCUCAACCCUAUUCUCUUCACUCAGAUUCCAAAACUCGAUGCUCUCUCUACCAAACUGCUGAGUGCAGUAGAAACUAGCCCUCUUCCUGUCGCUGAUAGAGGGAAUACGAAAGAAGUAAUAGCCAAUGGGAUGAUUCGAUCGCUUUCUUCAAUACCCAAUGGCAAAACUCCGACAGCGAAUAGUACCAAGGUUCCUGAAACGGAAUUCUCAAACUGGACCUCCGUCACAGUUCAACUUGCUGCAGUGCUUCCUCCAACCGACUUCUUCCCGCUCGUCGAUCUUUGGCGUCUUGCUCUCCUGAUCCCGGAUGUUUCGACACAGCUAGCGACGUCGCCCAUAAUUUCGCUACCUACAAUCUUCAAGAUUUCCUCAGAGUCAGCUUCGUCGCCAGAUGCCAAGAAUCUGACGCUCACGGCUCUUCGACUCGCUUGCAACAUAUUCGUCAAUCCAGUGCUAACAAGACGUCUCCUUCAGAGUUCUCCGGCGAAUGAUGGCAGUCGCCCCCGAGAUGCAAUCACAAACCUGCUCGUAUCCGCUCUACUCUCAGACGUAGCCACAGUGCGCGUUGCAGCGGCGAGUUUGGCAUUCAAUAUUGCGGCGUUUUUGCAGGCCCCCCUAAUGCAGAGUCUGAAUCGAGGGAUGAGUGGCACACCGAUCAAGGAGGAUUCGCUUGAUGACGCGGAGUGGGAAGUCGAAUUACUAAGUGCGGUGAUCGAGGCCAUUGACCGCGAGGAUAAUGAGGACUCGCUCCACCGCUUGGUUUCAUGUUUGGGACUUUUAGUUCAUCUCUCCCCACACCUUGCUGAGAUCCAGCCACUUCUGGAAGUCUUGCAAGUAAAGCAAACGCUCGUGGUAAAGGCUCAGCCAGACGGACCCAUCAAGAAGGAAAACGUAAAGAAGCUUGUGAAGGAAGUUACCAACGAACUAUGCUAG
Molecule: messenger RNA, 1863 nt
Organism: Serendipita indica DSM 11827
Lineage: Eukaryota; Fungi; Basidiomycota; Agaricomycetes; Sebacinales; Serendipitaceae
Source: the annotation of a GenBank genome assembly